AUGUCGGGCAUCGGCGGAAACAUUGUGGAAAAGCCAUCGGUGAGAAAGGAGAAGGAUGAAUUGGCAGGAAAGUUCAGAUUCGGCAAGACCAUCUUGGUCACUGACCUCGUCUACAAGUGUGACUCGAAUGCCAAAGGAACAACGAACAUUCAAUAUGGGCUCGACGAGUUGGGAUACACCGCCACGGUCAUCGACAUCAACAGUUUCAGAAGCGUGACGAGGGCCCAAAAGUUCCUAGAUGCAGUCGACCACUUGAAGAAGGAUGUGAUGCCAGACCUCGCAGCCGAGGAGAAUGACCCCAGAUUUCAUGGUAUCCGAUCAGGCAUCCAGGACGUCGCCAUGGACUCAGCGGACAUCCUGAGGAGCUUUGGUAUCAUGGUCACAACUGAUGAUGGGAUGUGGCGAUUGAUGUAUGGUCAUGCCGGGAAUCACUACAUGAACAACCACAGACCUGACCGAUUGGGAGUUUUCGCAACCAUGGAAAAGUUCUUAUUCGGACAAAGGGUACUGUUGAUGUGUUCCCUGAAUGUUGAAGCUGCAAAAGGAUUGAACGACAUGGUGAAGGAAUCUUCCAUGAAGGUUGGCAUCAACAUGGAUCUGAUGGAGAAGGUGCUCAAGGAGCCUCUUUCGAUCCAAAUCGGAACAGGAGGUGGAGUACCAGAUACUGCAAGCACUGGAUUUAAUUGCCCAGGUACUGUUGGAGGUGGAAGAAGAAUGAAUGUUGAAUAUGAGAAGGCGCCAUGGAUUGAAGCCACAGUGAGGUCGGUUCUUCCAGAACCAUCGGCCAACAUGUACGACAUGUGGUUCUACGUCAACCAUGGACGCGAUGAGGUGAUUUUAUGCCAAAGGCAUUUCAAUGGACGUGAUGACGAAACCACACCACACGACUUCAUGAAUCAGGACUUCGGAUGUGGAAAAGAAUGCAUCGCUUGCCGCGCAAGCGAGAGGGACUACCAACUUUGGCCGCCGGAGUACCAGAGAAAGACGAUCAUCAAAACAGCGGCAAGGUCCCGUGCAUUCUUCAACAUCAUGUCAGAUGCAGGCAAUGUCGUCACUGACCCUCAGAAGGAUUUCGUGCAGUUUCUUAAGGACAUCACCAAAGCAAUGGUGGGCAACAAGGGGUGCGAACACGGUGAGAUCCUUAUGAAGGCGUUGUUGCACUUCGGGAUGGUCAGAGUUCCCAGGGACCGCGUGAAGCAGAUCUUCACUGGGAAACGGGGAAGACAAUACAGCGUCAUCCCAGAAGAGUUCAUGUUGGAUGAUGGUACGGAAGCCCAUGAGCGAUUUGCAUAUCGCGUCUCAAAGGACUAUGGGAAUGUCUUCUACAAGGACUAUCUCAAGAUGGUACUCGGAGAUGAUUUCACAGAUGCAUGGGCUAUGCUGAUGCUGCGGCCGAGAAAUGCGGUGACGUGGUCGAAAUGUGGCUUGGCAUGUUAG
This is a messenger RNA of Cladocopium goreaui, 1437 nucleotides long. NCBI's taxonomy places the organism in Eukaryota, Dinophyceae, Suessiales, Symbiodiniaceae. The record is from the annotation of a GenBank genome assembly.